CGGAGGCCGGCCCAAAUGGAGGCGGGCCCAGGCGCGUCCCGGUCGGGGGCAAGUCGGCGGCGGGCGCCUCCGCGGUGCUGAGAGAGCGGCCGACCUCUAGCCAGCCGGGGCGGAGCUCCGCGAUCCCGGGCCCCUGCUCGCAGAGCGAGGUGGGCGGGAGGCUGAGGAUCAUGGCCAGGGCCGGCAUGGAGCGGUGGCGCGACCGGCUGGCUCUGGUGACGGGGGCCUCGGGGGGCAUCGGCGCGGCGGUGGCCCGGGCCCUAGUCCAGCAGGGGCUGAAGGUGGUGGGUUGUGCCCGCACCGUAGGCAACAUCGAGGAGCUGGCUGCUGAAUGUAAGAGUGCAGGCUACCCCGGGACUUUGAUCCCCUACAGAUGUGACCUGUCAAAUGAAGAGGACAUUCUCUCCAUGUUCUCGGCUGUCCGCUCUCAGCACAACGGUGUGGACAUUUGCAUCAACAAUGCCGGCUUGGCCCGUCCUGACACCCUGCUCUCAGGCAGCACCAGCGGCUGGAAGGACAUGUUCAAUGUGAACGUGCUGGCCCUCAGCAUCUGCGCACGGGAAGCCUACCAGUCCAUGAAGGAGCGGAAGGUGGAUGACGGGCACAUCAUUAACAUCAACAGCAUGUCUGGCCACCGAGUGGUACCCCAGUCCGUGGUCCAUUUCUAUAGUGCUACCAAAUACGCCGUCACCGCAUUGACUGAGGGACUGAGGCAAGAACUUCGGGAGGCCCAGACCCACAUCCGAGCCACGUGCAUCUCUCCAGGAUUGGUGGAGACACAAUUUGCCUUCAAACUCCAUGACAAGGAUCCUGAGAAGGCAGCUGCCACCUAUGAACACAUAAAGUGUCUCAAGCCUGAAGAUGUGGCUGAGGCUGUCCUCUACGUACUCAGCGCCCCCCCACAUGUCCAGAUUGGAGACAUCCAGAUGAGACCCACCGAGCAGGUGACCUAGUUUCCUGUGUGGAGCUCCUCUUCCCCUUACCACCAUGAUUUGGCUCCUGCCGCUGAUUUUGGGUGUUGAUUGCUGGAACCCUGGAGUCUAAUUCUUACUGCACCUACUAGGAACUAGAAAUUUUGUUUGAAGUUUUUAUAUUUUGUCAUUGUUUCCACUACAAAUGUGAAAAAUUGGCUGGGGAAAGGGGGUGGUGUCCCUGGUUGUUUUACCUGUUAACUUGUAUUGAUCCCCUUCUUGGGCUCCUUGGCCUUUGUCCUUCUUUGUCUCUUCCUUUAACCUGGGGAAAAGACAGUGGUCCAAAGGGGGGGGUGUGGGGGAGGGCUUUCUCCUAUCCUCUUGCACCUUACCCCAGCCCCUCGGGCUAGAUGGCAGAGAGAUGCCCUCACUGACCUGAAUGGUUAUUCGGGGCUCUGGGCUGCCUUCUUCCCCUGCCUGCUUCCCUCGCUGUCCCUCUCUCCCCCUUCCAGUUAUCUACCCCGCUUUUGACUUCUCUGUCUCCUAGUGGGGUGAUCACUCCACUCCGGCUAUAGCAGCAGAAUACUAGGGCCUGUCUCCCAAGUGGAUUUCACUAUGAUAAUUAAAAAAGAAAAAUUGUUAACA
Molecule: messenger RNA, 1556 nt
Organism: Condylura cristata (star-nosed mole)
Lineage: Eukaryota; Metazoa; Chordata; Mammalia; Eulipotyphla; Talpidae
Gene: DHRS11
Product: dehydrogenase/reductase (SDR family) member 11
Exons: 7
Coding region: 171-953 (260 amino acids)
Molecular function (GO): oxidoreductase activity
Source: RefSeq, a predicted model, not a curated record